Perca fluviatilis (European perch) is the source of this 13037-nucleotide messenger RNA. RefSeq lists its product as uncharacterized. The record is from RefSeq and is a predicted model, not a curated record. Gene Ontology annotation, cellular component: nucleus. The transcript has 34 exons. NCBI's taxonomy places the organism in Eukaryota, Metazoa, Chordata, Actinopteri, Perciformes, Percidae. Gene Ontology annotation, molecular function: zinc ion binding; nucleic acid binding. Bases 1415 to 11974 code for a protein of 3519 amino acids.
UGAUACAGUUUUCAACCAUAUCGCCCAGCCCUACUAGAGUCUUAAAUAAUUUAGCCCUGGGGCCCGUGUAAUACAGAGUUUCAGUAUGCAUGUAGGAGGCCACCUGUCUUACUGUGCUUAUCGUAAGAAGGUUAGGUAAUUAAUCCAAGACGAGCAGAAUAUUCUGUCCUUAGCAUGCAAUAGAUUCGCAGUGAACAGUCAAUAAACAUAAUGGCUGUUGAACGCCCUAGAGGACUGUCGGCGCAUAUUCAUUUGGCCAACAGGGAAACGCCAACCCAAACGUCAUCACUCCCUCUGACCAAUGGUGUAACUUCAUCACUCAUUUACUCACUCAGUGACGAAACUUUUGCGUUUAAAGGGCUGGCCUCGCAUUGCUGCGGGCAAACCUAAAACAAACAAGGUUCUUUCUGUGAUUCUUAGACCCUUGUUCUUCUUUUUUAGGUCAGAGGUUUAUGACUUUUUUUGUGCUUCUGCAGUUGAAGGAUGACAUUGCGGAAUUUUUUUUUUCAAAAUUACUGUUUAUCAAUUUUAAGCAAACGUAUUGUAAAUUGUGUGAAUCCUGAUGGUGAUUAAAUCUGUAUAAUCUUAUUUUGUUACGCUACCUUAUCUCUAACCAAAUAAAUUGUGAUUCCGAGUCAUACAGGAAGGUCAGUCUUAUUUACACUGUCAUUCACUACCAUAAUUUAGGUGUCAAAUGUUUUCAGGGCCAUCUGAAUCUUUCAGUAUGUUCUGAAAUGGGAAUUGCAGUUUUGAAAUGUUGCAUUUUGCUGUGUGCUUUUUCUGUCUGCGGGUGCCAUUGUCAACUAUUUCCACCAGAGAUGAGCGUGGAAAGUAAACGCACGAGUUUGUGUCUGUCUGUCUGAAUGUUUCCUGUUAACAGCAGUGACUUUGUUUUCUCUCUUUGUCUAUGCUUUGUUGCCUUUGCCUCAUCUGUUCUUUCUUGCUAGUGAAGACCUGGAAGCGAAAUGGAUGACAUGAGCGUUCGACAGGAAGCAACAGAGUGGACAGCUCAAGACAAGACCUUCAAGAUGAUUGAUUUUACCCAUCCAAGAAGCUGAAGUCCAGUCCCUUUCAAUAACCCCUUUUUGUUUUUUGUUUUUUUUAACUUUUCAGCUUUGCAUUGCUAUCGGAGCGUUGUGCCCCUUCUUCUGCUCCAGGGGCCCUAACGAGCCCCCUACUUGGAGGGCUCCCAGGGAGCUCACUCCUGCUUGGCCAGCAGGCUGCCUCUUUGCAGCUGGCACAACUGAAAGCCCAGCUAGCACUGACACAGAUAAACAAUGCUCUUGCUGUUGGCAGCCGAGCCGCGACAUUGACAGCCAACUCCAACGCAACUGCUCCCUACAUACCCACAACACCCCCCUCCCCAACUGCUGCAGCCAUCAAUCUCCUUAACCUUCUCAAGAUUGCAAACACCAUGUCCCAUCCCCUGUAUAACCCCUAUGGCCCUGGGAACCAAAGUUCCAACCAGGGGCAGUAUGGACUCUCCAGUAUACCGGCAGAAAGGGACCCUCGGAUGGGAUCUUCUCACCUUGGACCUGGGUCCAGCUUCAACUCUCCUGGAGCUUCUUCUGGGACUCCUGCCAACUCUGGGGGAAUGCACCCGUCACUGCUGCCUCAGUCAAUGAACUACAGGCCUGAACAGAGUAGGGCCAUAAUAGACGAGAACAUAGAGAGGUCUAUAGACAUGCAUAUUAGCAGAGCAAGAGAGGAAGUAAGGCUUCUUGGCAAACCGAUGCAUCAGCCCAUAGACCAGGGCACUCGUUUUACCAGCACUCAAAGGAAUGAGUUUCUCUCCUCAGGCACAGGGAUGGUCUCCUACCAAAUGUCCUCAACCUCUCCCUCUCUAGGACAUAGACAAUCUGGCGUUGAAAGUGGCAGCAGCUCCUUGGACUGGUCAUCGAACUACAACAGGCCCACUGCUGAUAACCCCUCAAAAUUGUAUUCAUCAUCUGCUUCGUCUAACUAUGCAAGUGGUGGUGACGGUAGGUUUAGUGCCUCCAGCGAAAGAGAACGUGAUAUGCAGUCCAUUCCGGGGUUAGGUGAUUUUGACUAUCAAGUCCCAGAAAAAAAACCUGCGGCCCCCACAGAGCCCAAUCGACCAAAGUACACUUCUGAAUCAGCUUCUAACAUCCUUCAGCACUUUGGACUUGAAAAAGAGGACUUGGAACAUCUCAUCUCCUACCCUGAAGACCAGAUCACCCCUGCUAACCUGCCGUUCAUCUUGCGGCAAAUCUGCAUUGAGAAGAACAAGAGAACUUCAACUGUAGUUCAGUCAAAACCCCAACCCCAACCCACCAGAAGUGUGAGUGGAAUGGACAGUCACAGUUUGAGCAGGUCUGGAGGGGCAGGGAUGCGCCAGGAGGAAAUGUCAUCAGCUGGUCUCCAGCAGAGUAAAGUGAUUGACUAUGGACAUACUGGCAAAUAUACUGGAGCGGUUGGGGAUGAGAUUGGAAGGACUGGUAGCAGUAAAGCUAACAGUGGUGGGAGUGGAAGUUUGUUGCAGAUGGACACAUACGAUAGUAGCCGACACCUUCGAGAACCACUGCAAAAAAAUACAACAGAGGCGAAAAGCAGUGCCUUGGGUUCUUCACGUGAUCAGGCGAGUUCUGUUUCCAGUCUCAGCUCUUGGUAUAGUUCAAUUGUGAGCUCUGUGGCUUCCCCAAGCAAUGAUCCGACCAAGCAACUGCAGACCCAACACAAACCGACUUCCCAAACAGUCCUCAGCUCUUUCUCUCUGCCAAAGAAAGACACCGACAUCAGAGUACUCAAGUCUGAAGCCCCCAAACCUGUUCCUUUGAAAGAACCAGAGGUAGAACGCCAGUCAACGUUGAAAACCCAACCACCCCCCACUCUGUACCGUGGUGUGCAUCCCAGCCGACCUGGCCUUGUGGUCAUUGGCAGUAAUGACGCCAGUGGCACUAAGGGUACAAGUAAAACUCAAGGACAAGGGUCAACAGUUGCUGAGCAGAUGAAAAAGCAGCAGCCAAUGCAGCAGAAGCAGCCGAUACAGCAGAUGCAGAAGCAACCAGUACAGCAGAUGCAGAAGCAGCCAAUGCAGAAGCAGCCAGUACAGCAGAUGCAGAAGCAGCCAGUAUUGCAGACAGGGCAAGCGAUGUGGCCUCCAGUGUUUUCUGCUGCAACAUCAGUUCUCCCUGCUUCUCAAAUCCCCAGCAUCACCAAUGCCAUGCAACGUCCGCUGUUUAUCCCUGGUGGUCCUCACCUCAAUGCUAUUCCUCAAGCGCUGCCUCAGCCAAUCCCGGGCUUGAUGAACCUUACUCAUCUGACGCCGCCACCUUCCAACAGUCAGCCUCCGGCAAAGAGGGCAGUCUCCAAGGGUCUGCCAACGUCAGCCAUGAUGCAUGACUAUGCGGCGGCCACGCCGAGAAUCUUUCCACAUACCUGUACUCUGUGUAACAAAGAAUGUACUCGUAUGAAGGAUUGGAUCUCUCAUCAGAAUACCAGCCUUCACCUUGAGAGCUGCAAACUCCUCCGAAAACAGUACCCAGAGUGGGAUGGUGAGAUAGCACUAAGACCCAGUGCUGGAGGUAAAGAUGCCAAGGCCUCGUCCUCAAGUUCUUUACAGACUUCCCAGCAUCGUCAACAGAAAGUCAGGCAUGGAAGCCGCUCCCGUUCUCACUCGUCCAGCCCCCGUCGCUGCCAUGGCUCGGAGGGUAGAAGGGAGAAACGCAGUAGCCGAUCACGUUCGCCGCAUAAAUCCAGAUACACUCGCAGGUCCCGGUCUCGUUCUCGUUCCCCAUGGUACGAACGCCCUACCUCCUCCCGCUAUCGGUCACGCUCAAGGAGCCCCGAGAGACGAUCGUCGCCGAGGAGGAGAGACGAGAAACGGUCCUCACCACGGAGGAGAGACGAUAGACGAUUAUCUCCGAGGAGGAGCCGUGAGAGACAGUCCUCUCCAAGGAGGAGUGAUGAGAAGCGAACGGGAUCAAGGAGGAGUGAUCAGAGUCGAUCCCCUCAACGAAAGAACUCAAGCAAUGCAGAGAUCCUGACUAGGAAACUACUGAAAUCAUCAGCUGUCCAAUCUCUGUCAAAACAUUCUGAUCUGGAGGCCGUGGUUAAAACUCUGGCUCCUGCCUUACUGGCCGAGCUAGCCAAGAUGAAACCUUCCUCAUCUCCUACUGCCUCUUCCUCAUCUUCCUCUUCUACAGCAAAGAAGGAGUUGCCUAAAAAGCCAUGUAAAGCAAAGCUUAGCCUGCAGAAGAGCAAGGCAAGUUCCUUCACCAUGACUAAGUCUGGUAAAUCUUCACCUCCAACCAUGGUGAAACUACAAGGGAUUCGUAGUUCUAUCUCUCACAAUGAUGUGUUGGCUGCAGUGGAGCACUUUGGAAAAACCAAGUCAGUUGUACUGUUUCGCUCCAAACUGGAGGCAAUCGUGUGUUUCGAGAAAGCGGAAGACGCAAAGAAAUUGAAGAGCGUGGAGAGCCUCGAUGUUAAAGGAAUGCUAAUCACUGUUGUCAGAGAACAGGAGACUGUUUCUAAUGAGCAAAAGAAGCCUCCUCAGAAAAAGCCUGCCUCGUCCAGUGUUUCCACAUCUCAAACCGCUACCAAAAAGGUUCUUCUCCCUACACCUAACAUGCCUCCGCUUAAAGGGCCCAAAAAGCCUUUAUCUUUACCUUCUGGAGCCAAAAAAGCUACAACAGGCAAACUUGCCAAUCAGAAAAGUGCAGCUAAAGGCUCAGUUAAAGGCCCAACGACUGUUACUAAAGCAAAAGUCUUGGUUUCCAAGGCGAAAAACGUCUCAACCAGGCAGACAACAAAAAUGGCAACCAAAGCUGCGAAAAUGGUAAAAACGGGAAAUAGAGCUGAGAAGAGAGCUGUAAUAAAAGCCAUGGCGAUGCAAAAAAAGGCCAUGGUGAUGCAAAAAAAGACCACGACUCAAUCAGAAAAUCAGCUUGAGGUAGAAAAUUCCAAGCCUAAAGAAUCAGAAACCAAGGUUCAAGGAGAUGUGCCGAAAGACACAGCUGAUGUUGAAAAAGCGAAUGUCCCAGUUUUUGAACCUAAGCAUCAGGCAGAACUUGGCAAAGCCAAUGACGCUGAAGAUGCUGAACCAAUGGAGAUUGGGGAAAUCGGAGUUGAAGUGGCAGAACCCAUGGAAGUAGCAAGUUGUGCUGAGGGCCAAGGAGAAAAACCGGCAACUGCAGAGGCUGUACCGGCAACUGCAGAGGCUGUACCGGCGACUGCAGAGGCUUUACCGGCAACUGCAGAGGCUUUACCGGCGACUGCAGAGGCUUUACCGGCGACUGCAGAGGCUUUACCGGCAACUGCAGAGGCUGUAACGACGACUGCAACGGCUGUAUCGAUGACUGCAGAGGCUGUACCGACAACUACAGAGGCACCUGGAAAUUUACCAGGCAAUUCCAGUGAGAAUCAACCACCAAACGGUACAGUUGAGAACCUGCCGACAGAAACUGUUUUACCACAUGUCCAGCAAAGCACCUUGUCAGAACCAGAGUCCACUGCACAAGGACCGGAGACCAAGACGGAGGCUUCACACCUUCAACAGCAGGCUGCAGGAAGCCUGACUGAAGUCGCGGUGGAGGCAAAGCUGCCAGAUGAAAGGGUGGAGACAAAAACAAUGGAAAAAGAUGCUGUGACAGAAGUUAAGAGACAAAAGAAGACCCCUAUGACUCUUGAGGAGAUGGUUAAAUGGUACAUGCAUCCAUCCAGAAUAGCGUGCCUGAAGCUGGACUCAAGCUCGUACUCACCAAAGUUUAAGUCACUUAGGAAUAUGCAGUUGCUCAUAACCAACUUGCCGGAGUAUUAUGACGGCUGCUACACAGAAAAGGAUCUUGCUGAUCUACUCGUGCCCUUUGGAUUUCAAUAUGCAGAUGACAACAUCAUUGUUGUUCCUCAGGCGUGCAUGGCCUUUGUCAUGAUGCCGAAUAUGAAUGAUUAUGGGAACAUAUUGAAAGCCUCCGUAAGGAAGGGCUUUUUCCUCAGAAGUUUUAAACUUGAUUUCCAUGCAGUAUCCAAUAGCAUCAGAAUGACACCGUUGGAGUUUUAUCGGUGGCUGAAUAAGCAUGUGCAUUAUAAUAAGGUUGAUGAUGGAUCGAAAACAAUCUUCAUCAAGAACAUUUCAUGGAGUGAGUCCAACCAGCUCAGAGAAGAUUUGAAAAAGAUUAAUUCUGUUAAGCACUUCCUGCCUCUCCUCAACAAGGUAUUUAUAGAAUUUGAGUCCACUCACGACGCUGAUCGCCUCGGAGUUUGGUUGAGUCUCCUGAAACAACCCCCUGGCUACGAAGUCCACAGGCUGAAAAUGCCAUACACCAGCUGUACAUCACUACCACCAAGACAUCCUGAGAAAGCUCUGCCAGACAGCAAAAACGCUCUUGACUCAACGAUCCCGCCAAUAAAAUAUAGUAUUCCAGAUGCCAGCGUAGGACCAUUUUGGGUCACCAUGAGAACUAGUCCCUUCCUGUUCCCCACCGUGUCUCCUUGGUUCAUCAUCCCAGAGUACCUGACAGUCCGAGGAGAGGAAGAUCUUGAGAAGGCCAGUGGUCGUGAUUCCAUGAUUCCAGCAAUCAUGUUGACCGGUUUGCCAGAAGAAAACUACAAGCACGAGGACGUGGCUAAGCUGGUCUGGCAUUAUUUCCCGAAACAGAACCUUCACUCUCUGUAUUACAACGUGAUGGUCUUGAUGCUGCAGAGGAGGGCGUUUGUGUAUUUUCCUGAUUGGACAACAUGCUGCGAUUUUGUCCGAGAUCACAUCACAAAUCCAGUUUCUGUCGCAGGCUGCGCGCUUACAGUUCACAUUGUGUUGGAACACAUGAAACCCGAAUCCAGUGAGGAGAUGAUGUACACAACUCUGAUGAAGUGGAGCAACGCUGGAGUUCCAGAGUCCACUUCUCUGGAGGAGCGGUUGCUGUGUGUGGAGGUUUCUGAGGCGUCUGUGGACGUCGUCAGGACGGUCAUGGAAAAGGUUGCGUCCAUUGCGACCUUUGUCGGCUUUCUGCCGCUCGCCAACAGGAUAUCCAUUGAGAUGGCCGACUCCAGCGGUGUAACAAAGGUGGUGGAGAAAUACAACACUUGGAGCAAAGUUCAACGUGUUGAGUGUUUGAAGAGCCUAAAACAGCGUCUACAAGACUCCAGUGACAUCACACUAAACUUUGAACCGGACACCAUCAACGUCAAAGCCGAGCCCACAGCUGUGAAAUGUCAAACCCAGCCUCCUUCUUCUGAACUAUUGGAUAAUGGGUCACAACCCACUCUGCAAACCAGUGACCCUGCUGGAUCCACCAUUUCUGAGCCCACCACAGCAGGACCAAGUGAUACGGCCACAAGUGACAUAGCAAUGAAGGAGGACUGUGAGAAACCAGGAACUGAGAUCGCCAUGGACUCCACUGUUGAUCCUGAGGCAAAUGAAGAUGUAGAAAAAGCAGAAGUAAAGGGGGAAGAGGGUUCACUAACACCCUCGAUCUCUACUGCUGAUGUGACCUCUACUUCUGCCGUUAGCAGUGUAAACACGGUCCCAGCUGCUUCCAGUCCUGAUCCUUCUAGUCCUGCCACCACAGUGCUCAUGCCUGAAGAAAACUUUUCAAAACUUCCUCAGAUUAGUACGGACAUUUUCCAGGCCGUCGUGGCAGCAGUUCGCAACCACAGACUUACCCGGGAAAGCAAGUCCCAGAGGGAGGAGAAGAAGAGCUCCAGCAAAAGCAACACAAGCUCAUUAACUGCAAAGGUUGAAGAUGCACCAAAAAGAAAGUGUCAGGAUGAAUUUAUAAAUGACAACCCUUCUUCAGACGCCUAUCUUUUCGAAGAGCAAGAUUUCAACAUUGAUGACUUUGUUACUAUUGACGAAGUUGGUGAUGAUGAAGUGGGAGGCACAAGCCCCAAGCCUCAGAGGUCCUCCUCAUCUAGGCACUCCCCCAGAGCGAAAAGAGAGAGGCAAAGCUCAGGUGUGUCUUCUGUUGGCAAACGGACAUCAACGAGGUAUUCGAAAGACUCCAAGAGCUCAGCCUCUCCUUCACUCUCCUCACCCAAGUUGACUAAAGGCUCAAGCUCUUCUAGCUACGUGUCACCAAAAAAAUCCAAGGACUCAUCUGAGCCCACCAAAUCCCCUACCAAACCAUCGGCUGCCUCCCCUUCUUCCCCUGGUCAGAAAACACAACAUAGCAAGACAAAAUCUCCAGCCAAAGCAUCAAAUGCUGCAUCCUCUGGGUGUAGAACCCGCUCAUCCUCCGCUGCACAAGAAAUGGAAAAGAUGACAUCAGUGGUUAGGGUCAAGGCUUCAGUGGAGACUCAUUCUGAGCCUCUGAUAGAAGAAGCAAAAGACACAGAAAGCACAGUGGCAAUGUCUGACCACACAGUGUCAGCAGAGAGCUUUGCUGCAAAAACUGUUGAGUCAGAGACAACAAUAGAAACCUCAUCAGAGAUACGUCCACCUCUACAGGGACAUGGAUUAGAGUUGAGCCAAUCCCAGAGUCUGGAGGUUGAUGUUCAUGUCAACACAUGCAAAGGCCGCAAGAAAACCAAAGAGGAUGGGAAAGAAGACAAUGUUGAGAAACAUACAGAGGUGGAGGUGGACAACAGGGAAAAAUAUCAAAUCCUUGGUUCACUUGAUGAACAAACAGAUGAACAGAUGAAUGAUGCGGACCAAGAUGGCAGCUCUGAAGUCCGGCCAACUGUACCCGAGGGAGUCCAGACUUUGCAUGAGGAAAGCUUUCAGGUCUUGGACAGUGUCGACGAUAAAGGCAAAGCCCUCCCACGGGAGUACAGUGAAAUGGAAAUAGACAGUUCUUUCCAAAUGGUGGACAGUGUAAGCCAAGACCAAGCAGAUACAGGUCAAGAGGACAGUCACCAGGUCCAAGAUGAUGGUUCCACAGUUAAGCAAGCGUCUGAGGAAGCAGCAAUUCCUGCUGGCGACAAAUCUGAUGAAGAUUCAGUACAUAAAGAUCAGGAGACAAAUAGUGUAGAUCAAGUGUUAGCUACAGGUAGUAAACAAGCUCCAAGGGACAACGGAGAUGGGAAGACGGGAGAAGAGGACGACGAAGUCAAAGGCAAAAUGCACUCAGCAGAGUCCUGCAAAGCCUUCAAAGAUGUGGAAAAUCCUGAUGGCCGAAUCCCAAAUGAAGACCAGGUUCUUCAGGACACCGACAACAAAGAUACUUUAGAAACCUUUGAGAUACUGGAUUCAAUUGAUGAUCACAGCGCAACAGAAGAUGACAGCCAAACCCUUGGAACUCCCAGUGACCAGAUAUCUAAGGAAGACAGUCGGCCCAUGGAGGUAGAGGAAGACGCGUAUCAGGUAAUUGAUUCGGUGGAAGAUCAGCCAACAACUACAGAGUCAGAGACCGACAACACAGGAAAAAGAAAGAGAGGGGAGGCGACUGCUAGAAAAGAUGAGAGACCAUCAAGGAGGAGUGGCCACGCAACCACAGCAUCCAAAAGUGAAGAGAAGCAGAAAUCACCGAAAAAACAGGACAGGACAGUUAAAAGAUAUGAGACACGGACGAGGAUGGACAAAGAAGUCAAUGAAGAGAUGGUGUAUGAGAUAGUAGAUUCUUUUGAAGACAAACCGGUUCAAGAUGUCGCCGCCACCGAAAUGUCUGGUAGACGAAGGAGUGCAAGAGGUAAGAAAGAGGAUAAAAUUACAUUAAAUCUCACAGAAGCAACUGAAAAACCAGAGGAGGCGACGUACGAGAUUUUAGACUCCGUGGAGGAUGAAACGGCCAGUGAUGAACCGCCCAUCCUGACCAGAUCUACCAGAGGAAAAAGGGAAAGAGCCACUAGGAAAACUACUUUGGAUGAGAAAACGAUAAAAGAGGACACGCCAACAAGAAUGAGGCCCACUCCUGCCAGAGAAUCACAGGAACAAAACCAGGAAAGAACACCAAAGAAAGAGGAGAAAGCCCCUCUAAAAGAGAGCACACCAUCAAAGAAGAGUGACGAUGAUGUAAAAGAGGAAAUUGACUGGGAUGCUACCUAUGAAGUAUUCGACUCCGUGGAGGACGAGGUUGUUAAGGCUGAUCGGCCCGCUACAAGAAGAAAAGGAAAAAGGGGAAGACAGAAGAAAGACGUUAAAACAACUAUAAAAGACACAGACACAUCAAAGGAGGGUGGAAAAGUGGCUGACGAAGAAGAAGCGACCUAUCAGAUUCUCGAUUCUGUGGAGGACGAGAUGGUUAACGAUCAGCCGCCCACAGGACAGUCGGACGAGAAAAAUUCUACCAACGACGAUGAGCAAACCAGGAAAAGUGAAGCUCUCGCAGGAGCACCCAAAAACGAGGAGGAGGAAGAGCCUAUGUAUCAGAUCAUAGAUUCCCUGGAAGACGAUCAAGGUCAAGAAGAACUGACCGCCACAGAGAACAAGACCAAAGAUGAAACUCUUACAAAAGAGGAGGCAUCGGCUGAAAAAGAAGACUCCUCAACAUGUGGCGCCGCAGUCGUGGAAGCGUCCGAAAAAGUUGUCGUCAUGGAGGAGACUCAGUAUCAGGUAGUGGAUGAUUCAGAGGAGACAAAUGACCAUCCGUCUUCUGCAGAAGGGUCUGUUACGGGAAAUAAGAAAGUGGACAAAUCAACAGCCAAAACCCAGAGUGACACUGCCGCACUCGAAAGCGGGAACAAAUCGCCUGAGAAAGACGACCCAACGGGCACUCUGGUGAACCUGGACCAAGUGAGUGAGGAGGAGGACGAUUACCCCGACGACACCGCCGAGGAGGAAGAGCUGAGAAAGCGACAAGCCGCCGCAAAAGAGAAGCUGUUCGCCAAGGAGCGGGAAGCUAGGAGGGCCAGGGAGAGGGAGGAGAGGAGGACCAGGGAGAGGGAGGAGAGGAGGACCAGGGAGAGGGAGGAGAGGGAGCGAAAGAGCCGGAGCAACAGCAGAGCAGGUGGGGGAGAGACGAGGAGGGCGAAGGAGAGGGGGAGGGAAAAGGAUGAGUCGUUGGAGGUGGAUGCCAAGGAGCUGGUGACUCUGGAUGAGGUGGGAGCAGAUGAGGCUGGAGAGGAAAGAGCGCCAGAGAGCCGAGAGUUGGAUGGGGAGAUGACGGAGGGGGAGCUGCAAGCACUUGUCACUCUGGAUGAGUUCGUAGAAGAAGAAGAAGAGGAGGACGACGGAGAGGCCAAGCAAAGCACACUGGAGACCCGCCCACCCAGCCAGGAGGACGAAUCAGAGACUUUGGUGACUUUAGAUGAAGCUGGCGAUGAUGAGGAAGAGAAGCCGGACGAAGAGCAUACUGAGAAAACCUCAUGUACCGUCAAACGCAGUGAUGAUACAGUUUUAGAGGAAAGUCUGAACUUUGUGACGCUAGACGAGGUGGGAGCGGUGGAGGAGAAGGAGGAAAAGGAAGCUGUAAAAACCAGGACUAGAGGACGUGGCAAGAAGAGACAGACCCCUGUGAGAAAAUCUACCAGAGGUAAAACCGUGACUGCAAUAGACGAGAGAGAAGAAGAGUUGGAACCAGCUAGCACCGAUGUUCUGCCUCCAACUCCACUCGAUGCCUCCUCUUCACUGGACACAGAUCCGUCUACGUUGUCAAGUGACGGCCAGCCGGAGAUCCAGAGGGCCGAGGUGGAAGCAGCGAGCCCAGCUGACUUCGAGGCAGCCUCUGCUGGGCAGGAGCUGCAGCCGGAGCACCCUGGGGACCAGACGCUGGAGGGAUGUGUGGAGGAAGGAGAGCAGGAAAAGAAGGAAGGACGGAGCAGGGCGGACAUCAAAGUUGUGAGUAAACUGAGGAGGGAGCCUUUUGGACCUGAAUCAAAGCGAUCUCGUUCUCAGUCUCCUUGUGUCGCUAUGGACGUCAAACUGCCGCCAUUCACACCCAACAACCCCCUCGGUCAGGAGUUUGUGGUCCCAAAAUCAGGCUAUUUCUGUAAUCUCUGCUCUGUUUUCUACCUGAACGAGAGCACCGCCAAGGACCUCCACUGCAGCAGCCAGAGACACUACGACAACCUGCAGAAACAUUACCAGAAACCAUCAAGAAGUUCCAAACAAAGUUCUCAAGGCUCCAUUUCUGAUUGAUCCCGACUCCAACUUAUGACUUUUUUUUUCUUUUUUGUUUGUCAUAAAUGUGAAAACGAGUAAAGCUGGACCAGUGAAACGCCAGCAGCUUUACACAUCAAUGUAUAUAAUAAGCCAUGUUGGUCAUAACUAAUUGCUGUCUGGCAUCUUUAUUCAUAUAAAUGUCUAAAGUAUACAUCUACCAUAAUACGUAGUAAACAUUUUAGCAAGCAUUGCCCUCAAUUGGGUUUCAAACUCCCUCCAACUCUACAGUUUUGGUGCCUUGCUCUGCCUACAGUCACACAGACAUUUGUGUUGUGGAAAAAACAGAAAACUGAGCAGAGUUUCAUGAUAAAGUUUGUAAUGGUUACAUAUUUGGAUAUUAGGAGCUUCAAAAGGUGCUACAUGACCUCUUUUACUCACCAAAUUUAGAUGGGAACUUUACUGCAGGAAGCAAUGGGACUGUGGUUUUAAUAACAGUACUUAGUUUCUUUUGCGCACUGUAGUAAAAUGAAUCGGUUAAUGAGAAAAAAAAUCCAAAUAAAUUAGCAUCAGCAUAAUUAAAUGUUAAAACAUUUUGACAUUUUUAAUCCAGCAUGUAGCACCUUUUAGAAGAACAAACGGUUACUCUUGGAGCCUAUUAACUUGUUUUAAAAAUUGUACGAAUGAAGCCUAGAAUUUAAUUCAGCACAUGAUGUAUAAAGGAAAGUGUUAAUUUUAGCUUUAUUAACCAUGCAAGUGCAAAUUCCCAUCACUGUUGGAGCAGAUGUCUCAGCUUGAAUUCGUAAAGAACUAACCACAGUUUAACUGUUAAACAAACAGCAAGUUUAAACGUAAUGAAGUUUUCUUUUGUUUCUCUCUGAAAACCGUUUCCUAUUGUUUUUCCUUUGGAGAGAUUUUUUUUUUUCUUGUGAAUUUACUAUCAAACUAUUAAAGUAACAAAAAGCAUAGGGUAUUUUCUGGGAUGUUUGUUUUUCUCUCAUUUUGAAACCAUAUCUGAAAUGGCACUGCAUGGUUUCUGCACAUGCAGGUGUAACAUGCCAUUUUUAUUCUGUGAUUAAAAUUAUCUCUGGUAAAUCCUAAA